GAAGACAGAAAGAAAACAAUAUGGCAGCGUCCUCAGAACACGUUGAAACUGACUCCACAGUGACAGAUCCUCCAGAAACCACCAGAGUCCAGGAGACGUCAGAUCCAGAACCGGCAGAUCCAGAACCAGACCCGGAUGAGGAUGAGGAUGAAAACGAGCCUCCCGGGCCGAGGAUCCGGGAGACCCCGGAGGACAUCAAGCUGGAGGCGAUCGCCAACACGGUGGCUCUCCACCCGAGCCGGGACGUCCUGGUGUGCGGGGACGUGGACGGGGACGUGUACGCCUUCUCGUACUCGUGCACGGAGGGGGGCAACAAGGAGCUGUGGUCAUCCGGACACCACAUGAAGUCCUGCCGACAGGUCCGCUUCUCCUCAGACGGACUCAAACUCUACAGUGUGUCCCGAGACAAAGCAGUCCACAUGCUGGACCCGGAGCGGGGUCAGCUGGUGACCAGGAUCCGGGGGGCCCACGAAGCUCCCAUCAACAGUCUGCUACUGGUGGAUGAAAACAUACUGGCGACCGGAGACGACCAGGGAACCCUGAAGGUGUGGGACAUGAGGAGGGGGACGGCCUUCAUGGACCUCAAACAACAUGAGGAUUACAUCAGUGACAUCGCCGUGGACCAGGCCAAGAGGAUCCUCCUCACCGCCAGCGGCGACGGCACCAUGGGCGUCUUCAACAUCAAGAGGCGGCGGUUCGAGCUGCUGUCGGAGUUUCAGAGCGGCGACCUGACCUCGGUGACCAUAAUGAAGCGAGGCAGGAAGGUGGUGUGCGGCUCCAGCGAGGGGACCGUCUACAUCUUCAACUGGAACGGCUUCGGGGCCACCAGCGACCGCUUCGCCAUCAAGGCCGAGUCCAUCGAAUGCAUCGCUCCCGUUACGGACGACAUCAUGUGCACCGCCUCCAUGGACGGGUACAUCCGAGCCAUCAACGUCCUUCCUAACCGGGUCUUAGGCUGCAUCGGGCAGCACAUCGGGGAACCCAUCGAAGAGCUCGCCAAGUCCUGGGACACGCGCUUCUUGGCCAGCAGCGCCCACGACCAGCUCAUCAAGUUCUGGGACAUUUCCAGUUUACCCAACCAGACGGUCGACGAGUACCGCAAGAGGAAGAAGAAAGGAGGCCGGAUGAAGUCUCUGACCAAGAAGGCUCACGGAGAGAACGACUUCUUCUCAGGACUCGUAGAGGAAACGGAAAAGAAGGAAGAGGAGGACGAGGACGAGGACGACAGCGACAGUGGAAGUGAUUAAAAAAAGAAAGUGAACUGAGAUUCAUGUUUGAAAUGAGAUGUACAUUACAACGUCCUCAGUGCGUCACUUUAACGAGAACUGUGAACUGGAAAAUAAAGAAAUGAGACGACUGUGUUUGAAAGAGGGAAUGUUAGGAUGAUGAUGUCACAGAGAUGAUGACAGAGCAAUGAUUUAACAUGUUAUUACAGCAAAGUCAUAGUAUGGCUGCCAAACCCAGUUUAUUCUUUUCUAUUACAAACUAAGGAUUCUUUUAGUGUCUGUACAAAGAGUAUUGUGUUCAAAAACUCCCAACGAUAUCUGGCUUUGGGUAAAGUGGACAAGCAUUGAUCGUGGCGUCAGUUUGUGUCUGAUGUAGAAAUUUGUGAAAAAGUGCAACUGACAUUAAAGGAGCAGUAUGUAACUCUGAAA
Labrus mixtus (cuckoo wrasse) is the source of this 1655-nucleotide messenger RNA. RefSeq names its product WD repeat domain 55 (gene wdr55). The transcript is spliced from 4 exons. Lineage: Eukaryota; Metazoa; Chordata; Actinopteri; Labriformes; Labridae. Bases 21 to 1247 code for a protein of 408 amino acids. The record is from RefSeq and is a predicted model, not a curated record. Gene Ontology annotation, molecular function: protein binding.